UGCCGUCAGCGCGUAGGGUUGGGUUAGUCCACCAUCUUGGCUCAGGCUAGCUGACUCCUAGCUGAGAGUAUGAGGAGAAUCCGACAGAACCAAAUUUCAGCCGAACCGACCGAACCAGGACUGUCUCACCAAGCGGACCGGAGCUAGAGGCCGGCGGCUCGAGCCGGACCUCCUCUCUCCCCGAAAUAAAGUCCCAGGACCGGAAGGUUUCUGGCUGCUAACUCCCCGGCUAACUUCGGCGUUAAAGAGGAACUGUUGCUCCGGUUCCGUUUGGAUCCAUGACAGUUAUAAACUUCCGGAAAAGGAUCCGAGCCGAGCCGGGACAGGUAACCCAGGGCAGAGACAGGUGAUGCCGCGAGGGAGUUCGUUGAGAUAGAACCGAACCGAAGCCGGAGCAGCACGUCACUUUCUGACCCGCUAAGUUUGAGACAGGUGUUCCGGAGCGGAGCGGAGCGGCGGCGGCUUCAUGACCGGAUCUCCGUUACACUGACCUGGGUAUCAUGUCCACCAGGACCCCUCUGCCCACUGUCAACGAGCGGGACACCGAACAGCAUGCACCGGGGGAAGACGGGCGCGGUGAGGCGCUGCCCCGCCCCGUCCGCUCCGCCCGCUGUAAGAACGCCGCCGCCGUCACCGCGGACGACGCGCCGCACGUGGGAAACUACCGGCUGCUGAAGACCAUCGGGAAGGGGAACUUCGCCAAAGUGAAGCUGGCCCGGCACAUCCCGACGGGCCGGGAGGUGGCCAUCAAGAUCAUUGACAAGACCCAGCUGAACCCAACCAGCCUGCAGAAGCUGCUCAGAGAGGUUCGCAUCAUGAAGAACCUGAACCACCCCAACAUCGUGAAGCUGUUUGAGGUGAUAGAGACGGAGAAGACGCUCUACCUGGUGAUGGAGUACGCCAGCGGAGGUGAAGUGUUCGACUACCUCGUAGCUCAUGGGAGGAUGAAGGAGAAGGAGGCCAGAGCUAAAUUUAGACAGAUCGUCUCUGCAGUUCAGUACUGCCAUCAGAAGCACAUCGUUCACCGAGACCUUAAGGCGGAGAAUCUCCUCCUGGACGCCGACAUGAACAUAAAGAUCGCCGACUUUGGCUUCAGCAACGAGUUCACUCUGGGCGGAAAGUUGGACACGUUCUGCGGCUCGCCUCCGUACGCGGCACCAGAACUCUUCCAGGGUAAGAAGUACGACGGGCCGGAGGUGGACGUCUGGAGUCUGGGUGUGAUCCUCUACACGCUGGUCAGCGGGUCGCUGCCGUUUGACGGACAGAACCUGAAGGAGUUGAGAGAGCGAGUUCUGCGGGGGAAGUACCGGAUCCCCUUCUACAUGUCGACGGACUGCGAGAACCUGCUGAAGCGCUUCCUGGUUCUGAACCCGGGCAAGAGAGGAACGCUGGAGCAAAUCAUGAAGGAUCGCUGGAUCAACGGCGGCGACGAAGACGAGCUGCUGCCGUACGUGGAGCCAGAGCUGGACAUCAGGGACCAGAACCGGAUCGACCUCAUGGUCCAGAUGGGUUACUCCAGAGAGAAGAUCAACGAUUCGCUCUCCAAGAUGAAGUACGAUGACAUCACAGCCACCUACCUGCUGCUGGGACGCAAGGCCGCAGAGAUGGAUGCGGGCGGAGCCUCCUCCCUGCUGAAGCCUCAUUCGUCCAGCAGCCAUUCCCCCGCCCACCUGCUGAGUCAGCGCUCCUCCUCCAAACAGAGGAGAUUCAGCGACCAAGCUGCUGCCAGGAAGGCGGAGGCGGAGGCAAAGCCGGACGCUAACAGGAAGCCGGGUCCCGGGGAGGCGGGCAGCCCGUUGCUAGGCAACGCCAACAACCCCAACGUAGGGGACAUCCCAGAUCGCCGGAAAGCGCCAGCUGCAACCGCUGUGUCCAGCAUGACGAGGAGGAACACGUACGUCUGCAGCGCCACCGACAAGUCGUCCGCCUCCGCUGUCCACAACGGCAAGGAGAACAGCUCCUCCGGCUCGCCUGCUAAGCGCUCGGUGGGCGGGGCCUCCACCCACAGCGUGAGCAGCGGGGCCACGCCCCCCGACCGGCUGCGUUUCCCCCGCGGCACGGCGAGCCGCAGCACCUUCCACGGCGGCCAGCUGAGGGAGCGCCGCACCGCCACCUACAACGGCCCGCCCGCCUCGCCCAGCCUGUCCCACGACGCCACGCCACUGGCCCAGGCCCGCAGCCGCGCAUCGUCCAACCUGUUCUCCAAACUCACCUCCAAGCUCACCAGGAGAGCGCCAUCAGAGGCAGAGAGGAACGGCAGACCGGAGGGGUCCAGCCGUGCCAUGACGUCCGACCAGAGGGAGGAGCCGGCGUCCCCCUCUGCGCCGCACUCCAAGGACGCCAAGCCGCGCUCGCUGAGGUUCACCUGGAGCAUGAAGACCACGUCGUCCAUGGAGCCGGCGGACAUGAUGCGCGAGAUCAGGAAGGUCCUGGACGCCAACAACUGCGACUACGAGCAGCGCGAGGCCUUCCUGCUGCUCUGCGUCCACGGCGACGGGCACGCCGACAGCCUCGUCCAAUGGGAGAUGGAGGUCUGCAAGCUGCCCCGCCUCUCUCUCAACGGCGUCCGCUUCAAACGCAUUUCAGGAACGUCCAUCGCUUUCAAGAACAUCGCCUCCAAAAUUGCCAACGAGCUCAAACUAUAGAGGGACUGGGAGGACUGGGAUAGGAGGAAACAGGAAGUGGUUCAGGUGGACAGACAAGCACAGGAAGUGAUGAACAGAAGGAAGUGACCCAACUGCCGUCUUCCUGUUUUUCUCAGCAGGAUGACUCUGAGCUGUCUGCUGAUUGGUUCCGGCUCGACGCUGUAGGCGGGGACGAGCGGACUUUGCUGCAAAGCAUUCUGGGACUCUGAGUCCGGCUGUUAGCGUUUCCUCUUCAGAGUCUCUGUGUUUUUGUGAAUGUAAAUAGUUUCUCACCUUGUUGAUUUUGUACAUGUGAGCAGUCAGCUGAUCCGACUGCAGCUCAGGCUCACCUGUGUCUCAUUAAACACGUUGAACGCUU
Xiphophorus hellerii (green swordtail) is the source of this 3003-nucleotide messenger RNA. RefSeq names its product MAP/microtubule affinity-regulating kinase 3-like. Lineage: Eukaryota; Metazoa; Chordata; Actinopteri; Cyprinodontiformes; Poeciliidae. Gene Ontology annotation, cellular component: plasma membrane; cytoplasm. Gene Ontology annotation, biological process: protein phosphorylation; intracellular signal transduction; microtubule cytoskeleton organization. Bases 501 to 2645 code for a protein of 714 amino acids. Gene Ontology annotation, molecular function: ATP binding; tau-protein kinase activity. The transcript has 18 exons. The record is from RefSeq and is a predicted model, not a curated record.